CCUGUCUGUCGAUCGACCAGUCGACUGAUCAAGCGAUCGGCCCAGCGACCGUUCGUCGGUUAUAUCUGUCGAGUGCCAAGCGCAUACUUGUCGACUCUGUACAGGCUCGGGUUGAUCUCUCGUCACAUCCCCCGACCUGCUUCGGCGACCACCGUCCGUCUAACUACUCUGUCGCAAUCUGCCAUCAAUGCUGUCGUUUACUCGCCGUCCCGCUGCCGCUGGGCUCAAGCUCGAUCCGCCGUCGUCGAAUAUCCAUACAGGGUCGGCUCACUCCCGCUCGUCGUCCGUAUCGAUGGCGCCGUGUGCUCCUCUCAGUCCAGGUUAUCUUCCACCCUGGGUCGGUGAUCCAGCCGCUCUUGGCCACGAGGCUGUGGCUCAACGACGACCAGCUCUGCGGGUCAGGGUGGCCACCAGCUUUGGAACGGCAGUGAUCCCCUGCCCCGAGGGCGCCACUAUCGCCUGGGCACUGGCCGAGGUCUACAGCCGCAUCAUGAAGAUCGACGAGAGCAUGGGACGGGGCGACGCAACGGACCGACUCGACAAUGAGCGGACGAUGCCGCCGCUGACGUUUGCCCGGACCCUCCAUGGCGACAUUCUCGACAUUGACGAUCUCGUAUCCGACGUUUGCGAUCCUGGCGAGACGAUCAUUGCCCUGUCAUUGGCCGAGGCCGCGCGGCUGCCGCUGGCCCUACACCCGAUCUUCCAUUCCAGCCCGCUUCAACCCGAAACCGACAGUUCCCGAGUCGCUGCUCGCUCCGAGAUGCCAAGCCCGACUUCCCAUGCAGCCUCGCGCGCACCCGAUAGAGGCUCCGCUCCAUCGGCCAGGGAUGCGUCUGGAAGAGCUCGAUCCGAACCCGCUCAAACGGGCGGCUCCAAGCACCAGGGCCCUGUCGACGGUCGCUGGCUAUCGUCGAUCCCCGAAGGCUCUUCGCCCACCCGAGGGUGUUGAGCUGGAUCUUGGCAUCGUUCAGCAGAUCGCUUCCUACGCUCUCUCUCUUGGCCAUUUCUGUGUAAGCGUAUGGAAUACAUGACCUUGCCUCUGUGAGUGCCGAUCAACGGA
Messenger RNA from Polychytrium aggregatum, 1060 nucleotides. RefSeq lists its product as uncharacterized. The record is from RefSeq and is a predicted model, not a curated record. The coding region runs from base 188 to 949 and encodes 253 amino acids. The transcript is spliced from 2 exons. NCBI's taxonomy places the organism in Eukaryota, Fungi, Chytridiomycota, Chytridiomycetes, Polychytriales.